AUGACGGACCAGCAAGUCACUAAUGACGGCUUGGGGAAACCCUUGACCCUCCCGCAGUCUCUCCUUACGAAAGCGGCAGCAGUUACUCAGGACUUUAAGCCUCUGAAAAGUGUGUGUGCUCAUCUAAACGCUUUCCACGGCUACGCCGACAACCCACAGCGGGCAGUAGAGACAAAUCAUUAUUGCGGUCAUGUCAACAAUGAUGUCCGGCAGUGCCUUCUUUACGACUCUGCGGAGAGCGACGCGCGACUCAUUGGCAUUGAAUACAUGAUCACACCAGAACUCUUCGAUGCUCUAUCUCCUGAGGAACAAAAGCUUUGGCACUCGCACGUCUACGAAGUCAAGUCUGGCAUGUUAGUCAUGCCUAAUCCUCUUGUUACUGAGGCUGUCUGGGCUCGGGCCGAACAUAAAGAGAUGGAGAAUGUGGUCCGGCUUUACGGCAAGGCCUACCACCUAUGGCAGACAGACCUGGGCCAUAAAUUGCCGAUAGGCGAGCCAAAGUUGAUGGCGAGCUUUACAACCGAUGGCCAGUUGGAUUUCAGCAAAGUCGAAGAGAGAGACAAGAGGUUUGGAGUCAGCUACGAGGCAAACAAAACACAGCGACAGGACAUCCCGGAGCCAAAGAUCCAUCCAAAUUCCGACAGCGCGUGGAAAGACAGUGGGAAAGAUGGUGAUUGGUUAACCAAUUAA
Molecule: messenger RNA, 690 nt
Organism: Akanthomyces muscarius
Lineage: Eukaryota; Fungi; Ascomycota; Sordariomycetes; Hypocreales; Cordycipitaceae
Exons: 4
Coding region: 1-690 (229 amino acids)
Source: RefSeq, a predicted model, not a curated record